AUGCAUUCCAGGACUGUGAAAUGCAAUGAUAGCUCAAUCGUUAUCAAAACUCUGGCCAACUUGGGCAUUGGAUUCGAUUGCGCCUCGAAGGGAGAAAUCGCAAAAGUCAUGAGCUUCGGUGUGGCUCCACAAUCGAUUAUCUUUGCGAAUCCAACUAAACCAAUAUCGCAUAUUAAAUAUGCUGCUGAAAUGAGUGUUAGCGUUAUGACGGUUGACAGUCAUUUUGAAUUACACAAAAUAAAAGAACACUAUCCAGAUGCAAAUUUGGUUGUACGGAUUCGUUAUGAUGCAAAAAUUGCACAGUUGAUAUUGGGUAAUAAAUUUGGUUGCGAUCCAGACACAGGAGCAAAGGAGAUCAUUAAAUUGGCAAAAUCACUGGGGUUGAAUAUGAUUGGAGUAAGUUUUCACGUUGGCUGUGUUUGCAUGGAUCCUCCAGUUUAUGAAAAAGCAAUUUAUGCGUCACGUCAGUUAUUCGAUUUUGCUAAAAGUAUUGGAUACAAAUUCACACUUUUGGAUAUCGGUGGUGGGUUUACUGGAAACAAAGGAACCAACAUUAAUGAGAUUGCGUCGAUUGUGAAUCAAAGUAUCGAUUUGCAUUUUCCAUCGCCAGAUGUAACCAUUAUCGCUGAACCGGGACAGUUUUACGUAGCAUCUGCUUAUACACUUGCUUGUAAAGUUCAUUCAAAGCGUGAAAUCAAGAAAAACGGCAAUUUUGAGUCGGUAAUGUAUUUUAUCAAUGACGGCGUAUUCGGUUCUUUUCUUAUCAAUGAAUAUGAACAUAAAAGCGCGCAUCCGAUGACUUUUAAAUCGACGAACGAAGAAAUAUUCAAAUCCUCUGUUUGGGGUCCAACAUUGGAUUCAACUGAUCGGAUUUGUGAAAAGGUUUUCUUGCCACGAUUAAACAUUGGCGAUUUCAUGGUAUUCGAAAAUAUGGGAGCAUAUAGCAUUUCACUUGCAGGCACGUUUAAUGGUUUUCCGCUGCCAAAAGUCGAAUAUUAUAUUCAACACAAACAUCUGCAUUUGAUUGAUGCAAAGGAUGCAUUUUAUUGCAAAGCAGAAACUCAUCGCAAAUAUUUGGAACAUCAACAAAUUACACGGAAUGAAUCAAAUCUAACGAAGAGAUGAAACGAUUAAAUGAAAAAUCGAUAUAAUUUCGAGGAAAUUGUUAUUUAAUGUUGCUUUUCA
Messenger RNA from Contarinia nasturtii (swede midge), 1185 nucleotides. RefSeq names its product ornithine decarboxylase 1-like. Gene Ontology annotation, cellular component: cytoplasm. Gene Ontology annotation, molecular function: ornithine decarboxylase activity. Bases 1 to 1125 code for a protein of 374 amino acids. NCBI's taxonomy places the organism in Eukaryota, Metazoa, Arthropoda, Insecta, Diptera, Cecidomyiidae. The transcript is spliced from 7 exons. The record is from RefSeq and is a predicted model, not a curated record.